Molecule: messenger RNA, 1344 nt
Organism: Pocillopora verrucosa
Lineage: Eukaryota; Metazoa; Cnidaria; Anthozoa; Scleractinia; Pocilloporidae
Source: RefSeq, a predicted model, not a curated record
AUGUCAGCUUUUGAAACACCAUUGCGGUCACCAAAAACGCCAGACUACCGUCCAAAUCUGGACAAGGAGAUGGAAUUAACGUACACUGAUCCGAACCUAGAAUCGGACCCAGAGGAUAGCCCUCCAGCAUCACAACUCGAGCCAAGGCAUAAAGCUGAAUUAGCCAAACAACGCAGCAACGAAGUACAACCUUCUAUUACCCUUGAACGCUACUUCGAAAAUAUCAAAUUAAGCCUUGCUGAAAUAGAAAUAACAAAGCCAAAACACAACCUGUCAUACAACGAACACAAAGCAGUCAAAGAACUGCAAAACAAUACUGCCAUCAACCUUAAACGUGCUGACAAAGGCACCACAACAGUGAUUCUCAACAAGAGGGACAAAAUUCAAGAGGCCCAGGUUCAGCUCGACAACAGAGACCACUACCGACCUCUUGAAAACCCCAUGGUCACUGACACAUUAAAAAAAGUUAAUGAGCUUAUUGCUCAACUGCACAAUGGCAAACAUAUAGACGAUAUGACAAAAAAGUGGCUUUCACAGACUCCCAAUCCGCCCAGAAUACCGAUUUUCUACACUUUAACAAAAAUCCACAAACCUUUGCCAGUGGGUAGACCGAUUAUAUCGGGCUGCGAAGGACCAACUGAAAGGAUAUUAUCCUCUGUGGAUCAUUUAUUACAGCCUAUUGCUCAAAAGCAAAAAUCGUAUCUCAAAGAUACCACUGAUUUCAUCAACUUUAUAGAGAAAACGCAAGUGUCAAAUGAUACUAUUUUAGUAUCAAUGGAUGUAACAAGCUUGUACACAAACAUCCCACAAGAAGAGGGUAUCACAAUAGUAUGCCAAGCAUACGAAAAAUACCACAAUAACAGCCCUCCCAUUCCGUCCCACUACUUAAAACAAAUGCUCGGGCUUAUACUGAAAGAAAAUUCGUUCCAGUUCAACGGAGUAAACUAUCUCCAAUGUUUUGGAACUGCCAUGGGAACACGAAUGGCGGUUGCUUUCGCCAAUCUCUUUAUGGCCGAAAUUGAAACAAAACUGCUUCACCAAAGCAGUAUCAAGCCGAGAGUAUGGAAGCGUUACAUUGACGACGUUUUCUCCCUGUGGGAUGUUCGUAAACAAGACAUUGAUCUAUUCAUAGAACAAGCUAACACGUUCCAUCCAACUAUAAAGUUCACGGCUGAAAUCUCAGAGACUGAGAUCACAUUCUUAGACACGGUUGUCUACAAAGCAUUUGAUGGAAGACGUUUUAUAAACUACGUGAUUCGCAUCUUUGAAGUCAUGUCAAUGGAUUUUUGUGACAGCGUGUGUUUUGUGGAACCCGACUGUGUCAGCAUUAAUCUUGAUAAAUGA